AUGUCUGCUGGAGACGGUCGGUACCGCAUCGUCCAUCACGGACUGCAUUAUAACAAGUACCCUCACACCUCGAACUCUGGCUUGCCGCCGUCCCCUACGAUCGAAAACCCAGGACAGGUUUACCCUCCCACCGAUCCUAGCAAAGCAUCCCCGACUCCCCCGCUUCUUCACCAUGCCAACUCGUCGGGUCAAUUCAUCGGCAAUCCGUUUCUCAUGAGUGAAGCGUUCGGAAAGCUAGAUCACGCCCUUGGGAAUAUCAUCGCCAUCCUAGAGCUGGAAGAAACCUCGGGAAGUAACAAUCGGCUGUUAAGGAGGUUUUUGGAUUGGAGGGAUGAACUAGGAGCAAUUCGGACGGGAAAGAAGAUACGGACUCCUAUGCAUGUCUCUCCCGAGCGUGAAUCGGAGGGCGGCUUGUUUGUGGAUUGAUGUAUCUCCGUACGCCAAUGUCCCGGGCUAGAGAUGAAAGAAUGUAAAUGGGCAUACUCAUAGAAGGCCGGCCGUAUGCCAAUGCUAUAAGCACUCAUACGUCUCCUUUCGUCCGCUGCGUACCAAUGCCUACACUUGGCAGCUGCGCCAAAACUACGAUGUUGUCGGGUGCACAUAAGUAGUAGUCGUCGCACUGGCAAGCGGUUCAUAAGAGGGCUUCAAAUCUUCUACCAACACGCAAUCCAAUUUCAAGGAGAAC
Molecule: messenger RNA, 685 nt
Organism: Desarmillaria tabescens
Lineage: Eukaryota; Fungi; Basidiomycota; Agaricomycetes; Agaricales; Physalacriaceae
Exons: 4
Coding region: 1-426 (141 amino acids)
Source: RefSeq, a predicted model, not a curated record